Postia placenta MAD-698-R-SB12 is the source of this 1152-nucleotide messenger RNA. RefSeq lists its product as hypothetical. The coding region runs from base 1 to 1152 and encodes 383 amino acids. The transcript is spliced from 6 exons. NCBI's taxonomy places the organism in Eukaryota, Fungi, Basidiomycota, Agaricomycetes, Polyporales, Adustoporiaceae. The record is from RefSeq and is a predicted model, not a curated record.
AUGAUGCAGGUCCUGAGCUCGCUGUCCGAACCGAGAGGGCAUGUCUUCUCCUACGACGCGUCCGUUGUCGCUUCCGCCACGGCCCUUGCAACGCCACGAGCCAGUGCGCCCGAUGACUUCGCGUCGCUCCUGCUUGCAAUAGAGAUCAUCAAGGAGCAGGAAAGCGAGCCAGAGAAGGAAGACAGCAGAAAGAGAAACCGGGAGGAUGACGAGUCUGAUUACGGCAAUGACCAUGUGUCCAAGCGCCACAGAGUCGGCGACGCUCAGCUUGUAUUGUGGCCACCGUAUGAGCCUUACGGGUCACCAGAGGCGGAGUCAUGUUCAGAGGAAGAGACUGACGCGACCAUGUCGGAUGAGGAAGGAGAGGAUGGCUUCGAAUGGUCAGGUAGAAACGAAGAAACUGAAGAUGAGGACAUCUGUUACGAUGUGUCCGUUGGCCAGCGAGCCAUUGUCACAUACCGUGAUGGCGAGGAGUGUUUUGACGAAGCGCCAUUGGAUGGCGAAGAAACUGAGGAUGAGGGGCAUGAAGAGGCUGCCAGCCAUAUGCCGCGAAACGGCAGCUUAGAGUGGCCUAAACAGGAUGUGCCAUCCGACGUAGAGGUCCUUAAGGAGGACAUAGCUAACAUACCGCGAGACGGUUGUACAAAUGACGUGAAAUAUUUUGAGGAUGCGUCAUCUGAUGAGGAAGAUACUGAGGAUGAGGGCAGGGACCACAUGUCGCGUGAGGAUAGUACAAAUGAUGACGAAUAUUCUGAGGAAGUUGUAUCGUUUGAGGAGAACCCGAGGGCUGAAGAGGACGACUCUUGGCUGGAGGUCUUCUCUGACUCAGACGACAGCUCCAAUGACGAGGAGACAUAUGUACCCAAGAAAAAGGAGAAGAAGAGAGAGCCCUGGCUAUGGAAAGUGGCAUGCCAAGACCGUAUUGAAACAAUUUUGAAUGAAUAUUGCAGCAUCGACGAGGUUGGUGACGAGAACUUCGCACGGGCCUUAGAUAUAGACAUGGAUCGUUACCUUGGCUUCCCGGUCCCUCAAUACGGCGAAAACAGCUGGCUGCCCCGACUCGCCGACAUGCCUGCCUUCGCGCUAGUUGACCCAGAUGAGCAUCCUAUGGAGUGGAGGGGGACUCCUGCACGCUCUGCAUCGGGGAAUUAA